Molecule: messenger RNA, 510 nt
Organism: Angiostrongylus costaricensis
Lineage: Eukaryota; Metazoa; Nematoda; Chromadorea; Rhabditida; Metastrongylidae
Source: the annotation of a GenBank genome assembly
AUGGUACCACUCACAUUGUCGGCAUCAUUAUCGUGGUUUGAGUUGGGUCAGCUUGAAUUCUCGACUUUGUCUCUCUUUUGUGCUCCACUAUUGUCUAUAGCUAGAGCAAUAUCACUACUUACUAUGCAACGAUUAUUUGCUUCAGGUCAUCUGGAGCAAUUUUGUCUAUAUUACACGGGCUUCACCAGUAGCGUGCUUUUCAUUCCAGCUCUCUUCUCGUAUUUGACUUCUCAUGUAGAGGUAGAUGCGAGCUGGGAGUCAAUCGACUAUGCACUUAUGAGUCUGUCGUUUUUGUUCAUGUCGUGCAACCUCUAUUCGGAUCUCUGGCUUGGUCUAUCAUUAAGCGCACGCGCCUAUGCUGUUUUGGAUCACACGAAAUACCUCGGUGCAUCGAUUGGUCAGUGGAUUAUUCAGAACAUGGCUCAUCCGAAUGUGAUAGCACUCGGUGGAAAAAUUCUCACAGUGGCGUGUUUACUGAUGAUUAUUACUCGUCCAUUGUCCGUUCCAUAA